This is a messenger RNA of Camelus dromedarius (Arabian camel), 2180 nucleotides long. It is a transcript of the gene KRT3, whose product is annotated as keratin 3. Gene Ontology annotation, molecular function: structural constituent of skin epidermis. Gene Ontology annotation, cellular component: keratin filament. Bases 1 to 1842 code for a protein of 613 amino acids. Lineage: Eukaryota; Metazoa; Chordata; Mammalia; Artiodactyla; Camelidae. The transcript is spliced from 9 exons. Gene Ontology annotation, biological process: keratinization; intermediate filament organization. The record is from RefSeq and is a predicted model, not a curated record.
AUGAAUAGACAAGUCAGCAAGACAUCUGGCGGCGGGAGCCAGGGCUUCUCUGGCCGCUCCGCCGUGGUCUCCGGCAGCAGCAGGCUGAGCUGUGUGGCCCGCACGGCGGGAGCCGGAGGAGGGGCCUUUGGGUUCCGGAGCGGAGCCGGCGGCUUUGGCAGUCGCAGCCUCUACAACCUGGGUGGCAGCAAGAGCAUCUCCAUCAGUGUGGCUGGUGGAUCCCGGGCUGGUGGCUUUGGGGGAGGGCGCAGCAGCUGUGUCAGUGGCUUUGGAGGUGGCUACGGAGGUGGAUUUGGUGGUGGCUUUGGUGGUGGCAGAGGACUGGGAGGUGGCUUUGGAGGGGCUGGUGGCUUUGGAGGAGUAGGUGGCUUUGGAGGGGCUGGUGGCUUUGGAGGAGCAGGUGGUUUUGGUGGGCCUGGUGGUUUUGGUGGGCCUGGUGGCUUUGGCCCUGGUGGAUUCCCUGGGGGAAUCCAGGAAGUGACUGUCAACCAGAGCCUCCUGCAGCCCCUCAAUGUGGAGAUCGACCCCCAGAUUGGGCAAGUAAAGGCCCAGGAGCGGGAGCAGAUCAAGACCCUCAACAACAAGUUCGCCUCCUUCAUCGACAAGGUGCGGUUCCUGGAGCAACAGAACAAGGUCCUGGAAACCAAAUGGAGCCUGCUCCAGCAGCAGGGCACAAAUUCCAUCACAGGCACCAACAACCUUGACCCCAUUUUUGAGAACUAUAUCAACUCUCAGCGGAACUACCUGGACAGCAUCCUGGCAGAGAGAGGCCGCCUGGACUCAGAGCUGAGGAACAUGCAGGACCUGGUGGAGGACUUCAAGAAGAAAUAUGAGGAUGAAAUCAACAAGCGUACGGCUGCUGAGAAUGAUUUUGUGACCCUGAAGAAGGACGUGGAUGCUGCCUACAUGAACAAGGUGGAGCUUCAGGCCAAGGUGGAUGCCUUAAUGGACGAGAUCAAUUUCUUGACGACCCUCUAUGAUAUGGAACUGUCCCAGAUGCAGAGCCACGUCAGUGACACGUCCGUGGUCCUGUCCAUGGACAACAACCGCUCCCUGGACCUGGACAGCAUCAUCGCCGAGGUCAAGGCCCAGUAUGAGGAGAUCGCCAACCGCAGCCGGGCCGAGGCCGAGGCCUGGUACCAGACCAAGUUGGGUGAGCUGCAGACCACGGCUGGCAGGCAUGGGGAUGAUCUGAAGAACACCAAGAGUGAGAUCUCGGAGCUCAACAGGCUGAUCCAGCGGCUGCGGGCAGAGAUUGAGAACAUCAAGAAGCAGAAUGCUAAACUGCAGUCCGCCAUUGCCGAAGCUGAGCAGCGUGGGGAGCUGGCCCUCAAGGAUGCCAAUGCCAAACUCCAAGAGCUGCAGGCUGCCCUACAGCAGGCCAAGGAUGACCUGGCCCGGCUGCUGCGUGACUACCAGGAGCUGAUGAACGUCAAGCUGGCCCUGGACGUGGAGAUCGCCACCUACCGCAAGCUGCUGGAGGGCGAGGAGUGCCGGAUGUCUGGAGAGUGCCAGAGUGCUGUCAGCAUCUCCGUGGUCACCGGCAGCAGCACGGCGGCGGCCUCGGCGGGGGGUUACGGAGGCGGUUAUGGCGGUGGCCUCAGCUUGGGAGGCGGCGCAGGCAGCGGUUUCGGCCGGGCUGGUGGCAGCGGAUUUGGCGGCGGCAGCGGCCUUGGCGGCGGCAGCGGCGGCUUCGGCGGCGGCAGCGGCUUCGGCGGCGGCAGCGGCUUUGGCUCUGGCUCCGGGGUUCGCGGAGGGGUCAGUGGUGGAGGCUUCAGCUCUGGCAGCACCCGUGGAGGCAGCGUCACGAUCUCCCAGCGCUCGCAGCUCAGCUCCAGAUAAAUACCGCGCAUGGGCAAGGCAGCCACGCCGGCAUCUCGCAUCCACAUCCGCAUCCGCUUCUCCGCUCCGACAUCAGCGACACCCUCAGCACCUUUCUCCAUCCCCGCUCCAGCCCCCUCCAGGCCCGCUCUUUGGGGCUAGAAGACCGUGGCCUCUCGCUUCUCCAUCAGGAUCCCCGGCCAAAAUCAGCCACGAGAAUUUCAGGCUCUCGCUCUGGCUCCAGCCUGUUCCCUGUGAUUGUCCAUGUGUGGCCACAGCUACCACCUUCUGCUGCUCUUGGGGUCCCCUCCCUGGGUGGAAUGGUCACCACUGUUCUGAUGUACACAACACACAGGCCC